CCGGCGGCGCACGUUCGGGGUCCAGCCUCCAGCCGCCGCGGCAGCGGUGCCGCCUCCGCCCCGGGGCUCCGGCUUCCAGCCUGGCCCGCCCGGGUUGCGGGCCAUGGAGCUCCGAGCAGCGGAUCGAGAGCAGCCGGAGCGCCCCAGCGCGUCCUCCUGGUUAGCGCCUGGCCAGGGGAGGGGGCCGUGGAAUCGGGGAGAAGAGGGGUGGAAAUCCCUCGUCUUAUCCUGCCCCAGGCCUCUCCGUUCAUCUCGCCUGUAGGGAGGUGCCUGGCCCCCACCCCUUCCCAGCGUGAGGCCUGGAGACGGCAGCCCCCUGGCUGCUGAGCAGCGGCAACAGCAUGAAGGCCCCGGGCCGGCUCCUGCUCAUCAUCCUGUGCUCCCUGGGCUUCUCUGCUGCCUACAUCCUGCUGUGCUGCUGGGCCUGCCUGCCCUUCUGCCCGGCCUCCUGCCUGGACCCCCACCUGUCCACCCACUCCAGGCCCACCGUGCCAGGGCCCCUGCACUUCAGUGGAUAUAGCAGCGUGCCAGAUGGGAAGCCGCUGGUCCGAGAACCGUGCCGCAGCUGCGCCGUGGUUUCCAGCUCCGGCCAGAUGCUGGGCUCAGGCCUGGGCGCCGAGAUUGACAGUGCUGAGUGCGUCCUGCGCAUGAACCAGGCACCCACUGUGGGCUUUGAGGCAGACGUGGGCCGGCGCAGCACCCUGCGCGUGGUCUCGCACACGAGUGUGCCGCUGCUGCUGCGCAACUACUCACACUACUUCCAGCAUGCCCGAGACACGCUCUAUGUGGUGUGGGGCCAGGGCAAGCACAUGGACCGGACGCUGGGGGGCCGCACCUACCGCACGCUGCUACAGCUCACCAAGAUGUACCCAGGCCUGCAGGUGUACACCUUCACUGAGCACAUGAUGGCCUACUGCGACCAGGUCUUCCAGGACGAGACGGGCAAGAACCGGAGGCAGUCGGGCUCCUUUCUCAGCACUGGCUGGUUCACCAUGAUCCUCGCCCUGGAACUGUGUGAGGAGAUCGUGGUCUAUGGGAUGGUCAGCGACAGCUACUGCAGGGAGGAGAGCCACCCCUCGGUGCCUUACCACUACUUUGAGAAGGGCCGGCUGGAUGAGUGUCAGAUGUACCUGGCGCAUGAGCGGGCGCCCCGCAGCGCCCACCGCUUCAUCACUGAGAAGGCUGUGUUCUCCCGCUGGGCCAAGAAGAGGCCUAUUGUGUUUGCCCACCCAUCAUGGAGGACCCAGUAGCCCCGUCACCCAGCCAGCCGCAACGCCUUCCCCAGGCCUCUGUUCAACACUCCACUAAAAAUUUAUGGAUCCUGUCUCCUGCCACAUGCCUACUGGACCUAAGGUCCCUUUGUGCCCUACCCUGGGGACACUUGGAGCCAUCCUAGGACUUGAGAGGGAGAAGAGGACUGUGGCGACCUUGGCGCCCUCCUCACCCCACUCCCUGAGUCAUCCAAAUCUUCAUCCCUUCUCUGGGUCUGUCCAGUGGCCUUUGCCCUGGGGCCGAUGGCCCCCCACUCACCAGCAUCACAAUCUUUGAUCUUGCUCAACAGCCCUGGUCCUCCCUUACACUCCCCCUUCUACUUGCCUUUGGUGCCACACUUCCCAGGCCGGUUGCCUUGGUCAGGGCAGCUUGGAGCUUGGGGUUCGUUGGGCAAAGGGGCCUUUGAACUGUGACUGUCAGGGCCAUCUCUGCAGUGUACGGGUAAACGUGUGUUUU
Nyctereutes procyonoides (raccoon dog) is the source of this 1728-nucleotide messenger RNA. It is a transcript of the gene ST6GALNAC4, whose product is annotated as ST6 N-acetylgalactosaminide alpha-2,6-sialyltransferase 4. The transcript has 6 exons. Bases 342 to 1250 code for a protein of 302 amino acids. NCBI's taxonomy places the organism in Eukaryota, Metazoa, Chordata, Mammalia, Carnivora, Canidae. Gene Ontology annotation, molecular function: alpha-N-acetylgalactosaminide alpha-2,6-sialyltransferase activity. Gene Ontology annotation, biological process: ganglioside biosynthetic process; oligosaccharide metabolic process. The record is from RefSeq and is a predicted model, not a curated record.